AACAGUUAUUUUACGUAUGUGGUGGUCUUGCUGAGCGAACGAUGAAGAAAACAUAGGCUACUGUUAUCACAGCUGAGAUGAUGCCAACCUUUCCGCAGACAGUGGGACUGGACGAAGCCAGGUGUCAUACUCAUUUAUGGCGUCAGUCUGCUGUAUUUGAACGAUGUACGCAGCUGCUUUUGCAUCCCGCUGUUACUUUGUGGUGAGAAGGCACAAAUUCAGCCAGACAUCGGAGUUGAUGGAAAUGACAGCGCACUGCUCCAAAUUCAUCCGCUUGAGCGAAGGAGGAUAGCCCGACAGGCGGACACAUCCUCGUGUUUUGGUGUUUUUAAACACAACAACAACAACAACAACAACAACAACAACAACAACAACAACAACAACCGCCCUGCAUCCAUCCGACUCCCACACAGCCAGACUCAGCAGUAAAAUCGUCGCAUUUGUGUCUCAUCACUUUGCAAAGAUGUCCUUCACAAUGGAGGAUAAUUUGGAGUCGGGGUGGGUGGCUGUGCGCCCUAAUGCGUUUGAGGAAAAGGAGAAGCAUAAAUUUGUUUUUAUCGUCGCGUGGAAUGAGGUGGAGGGUAAAUUUGCCAUCACGUGUCAUAACAGGACGGUGCAGAGGAGAAGCUUUGGCAGCAGGGAGGCAACCAGUCAGGAUGGGGACAAAACAAAAUGGCCCGGAAGUCCGUGCAGGGAUAAAGUGUCCAAAGGAGCCUGCAUGGAGGCCAAAAACAGGUCUCCUUCCGUGACAGCAUCAAAACAAAGUCCUGUCAAAACUGUGAUCAAAUCUGCGCCAUCCCCCUUCAGUCCUGACACAGAGGUGUUGAGGUCACCAAAAGAGGACCAGCUGUCCCCUUCACUGGACAGCUUGGACCUGGAGGAGCUGGACAGUCUAUGCAGGGAGGACUGCAGCUGGGCAGGGCUUUUUUCCUUUCAGGACCUGCGGGCGAUCCACCAGCAGCUGUGCUCGGUGAAUUCGGACAUGGGACCCUGCCUCCCGGUCUUUCCAGAGGAACCAUCCGGGAUGUGGACGGUGCUGUUCGGUCUGGCUGAGGUGUCAGAGAGCGAAAUGGAUGAACUGUGUUACAGUUUACAUGUGUACCUGGGCCACGCGCUCGAUACUUGUGGCUGGAAGAUCCUGUCGCAGGUGCUGUUCACAGAAAACGACGACCCGGAUGAGUACUACGAGAGCCUGAGCGAGCUGAGGCAGUCCGGGCACGAGGACGCGCUCAACCGUGCCACAAAACAUCUGCAGGAGCUGACGGAGAAGCACAAGGCGGUGGACAGCAUGGUGGAGCUGUUGGAACUGUAUGAGAAAGAGGACCAGGCCUAUGGAGGCUUGCUGGAGGCCUCCACACAGCUGUACCAGUACCUGUUGCAACCCUUCAGAGACAUGAGGGAACUAGCUAUGCUACGCAGACAGCAGAUCAAGAUCUCUCUGGAGAAUGACUAUUUGGGCCCAAGGCGGAUUGAAGCUCUAAAAAAGGAGGACUCCGACUGGCAGAAGAAAGCUCAGGAGGCAGUCCUCAACAUCCAGGAGUUUACUGUAAAAUACUUUGAGACCACUGCCAGAGCUCAGAAAGGAGUGUAUGAGCGUAUGAAGGUGGACCAGCGUAAGUUUGGGAAGGCUUCGUGGACAGCAGCGGUGGAGCGCAUGGAGAGACUCCGCUACUCUGUCGCCAAGGAAACCCUGCAGCUCCAGAGAGCCAGGGAGAUCUGUCUGGAACAGAGGAAACACACACUUCGAGAUGAGAUGCAGAGCCUGUGUAGCAGUGAGGAUGCAAUGGCCCUCUUAGACCACAUGGAGUCAAAGUACUAUGAGCUCCAGCUCCAACUGUAUGACAUCCAGGCUGAGAUCCUACAGUGUGAAGAGCUUCUUCUCACUGCUCAACUAGACAGCAUCCGCAGACAGAUGACAGAGCGUCAGGAUGAGGUGGUUUACUAUGACACCUUUGAAAGUGCAGAUGAUAUAAUAGAGGACGAUACUGCGGAGAGGGAAGAGCUGCGCAAACUUCAGGUCAGCGCUCGACAGCUGGAGGCACGAAGGGGGCGCAUCACUGCCAAGCGCUCCUAUCUGAGGAACAAGAGGGAGAUCUGUGUAUCAAACCACACUCAGAAGCAGCAGAAACGUCAAACCAUCCAGAAAGACUCCGUAUUGUACCAGCUGAAAAAUGAAGAAGAGGAAGAUGAGGAGAGAAAGAAUAGCAGAGUUAGUCAAGAGAGACAGAGAACUCUGGAUAGACUACGCACUUUCAAACAACGUUACCCAGGUCAGGUGAUACUGAAGUCUACUCGCCUACGUGUGGCCCACACAAGAAGGAGAGAGCGAGGGAGGAUUAUGGAAAUGGGUGGUGGGAGCGAGAGACAGGAGCGUGUGGACACUGUUUGUGUCCAGACGCAGGGCCAGCCUCUGUGUCUCAGUACCAGCGUGCAAACGGACCCCAGCCCCAGCUCCACACUCACCACCCAGCCCGUUACAGCCUUCACAGCAUCACUUCCACCGCUGCCAGUGCCCAGCCCUGCAGACUCCUCCUGCUCUCCCUGCUCCCUGUCCUCACUGCUGGCAUCACCCAUGUCUCCUCCUCCUCCACCUCCCCCUCCUCCUCCCCUCCCAACAAGGGAGCAGUUGUCACCCUCCGGUAGCCCAGGCCGCCAGGGGCAGAAGGCUGAGGAAAAAGGUGCAGCAGACGAGCUCUGUCUCUCCCCACUCGGCCCAUUCAUCCCUCGCUUCUUUGACAGCAGCCAACUGGAGAGUGCACGAAAAAAGCUGAGGAAGAUUCCAGAGUUUGAGGCCCAGAGCAGAAGAGUGAGCUCACCUAUGGACGAGGUGCUGGCCUCCCUGAAGAGAGGCAGCUUUCACCUGAGAAAAGUCGACCAGCGGUCCCUGCUUCCUGCCAAGGGUGACGAUGACCCCAACAGCAUCUUAGCUCAGAUCCGCAAGGGGGUCAAACUGAGGCAAGUCCCCCAGAAAGAGAAAAAAGACCAUGAAGAGUUCCUAACCUCCACUGACCCUCUGACCAGGAGCAUCCAUGAGGCUCUGCGUCGCAUCAAAGAGGCCUCUCCAGACUCUGACUCAGAUGACGAUGGGCUGGCCGGCCCAGACUGGGAAAGCUAGGGUUUGAAGGGUCAAACACAACAAAUAAAACACACAGGGAUGCUUGCACCCUCUGCACACACUGCACUGUAAUGCACUGUGUGUGCUCUGCGCUGUACUACACACACACACACACACACACACACACACACACACACACACACACACACACACACACACACACACACACACACACAAACA
Scomber scombrus (Atlantic mackerel) is the source of this 3295-nucleotide messenger RNA. RefSeq names its product junction-mediating and -regulatory protein-like. Gene Ontology annotation, cellular component: nucleus; cytoplasm. Gene Ontology annotation, biological process: intrinsic apoptotic signaling pathway by p53 class mediator; Arp2/3 complex-mediated actin nucleation; positive regulation of apoptotic process. Gene Ontology annotation, molecular function: Arp2/3 complex binding; actin binding; transcription coactivator activity. The transcript is spliced from 10 exons. Bases 464 to 3115 code for a protein of 883 amino acids. NCBI's taxonomy places the organism in Eukaryota, Metazoa, Chordata, Actinopteri, Scombriformes, Scombridae. The record is from RefSeq and is a predicted model, not a curated record.